AUCAAAGUGGUUAAGUUCUCCUAUAUGUGGACCAUCAACAACUUCAGCUUCUGCCGGGAGGAGAUGGGAGAGGUCAUCAAAAGCUCCACCUUCUCCUCGGGGGCCAAUGACAAGCUUAAAUGGUGUUUGCGAGUGAAUCCAAAAGGUCUGGAUGAAGAGAGUAAAGAUUAUCUGUCACUCUAUCUGCUCCUGGUCAGCUGUCCUAAGAGCGAGGUUCGGGCGAAGUUCAAGUUCUCCAUCCUUAAUGCCAAGGGUGAGGAAACCAAAGCUAUGGAGAGCCAACGGGCGUAUCGCUUCGUACAAGGAAAAGACUGGGGGUUCAAGAAGUUCAUAAGGCGAGACUUCCUCCUCGAUGAGGCCAACGGGCUGCUGCCUGAUGACAAAUUGACACUCUUCUGUGAGGUGAGUGUGGUGCAGGACUCUGUGAACAUCUCUGGUCAGAACAACAUGAACAUGGUGAAGGUUCCUGACUGCCGGCUGGCAGAUGAACUGGGUGGACUGUGGGAACAUUCCAGAUUCACGGACUGCUCGCUGUGUGUCGCAGGGCAGGAGUUCCAGGCACACAAAGCCAUACUGGCAGCACGCUCCCCAGUAUUCAGCGCUAUGUUUGAACAUGAGAUGGAGGAGAGUAAAAAGAACCGAGUUGAGAUAAACGACGUGGAGGCUGAGGUCUUUAAAGAGAUGAUGUUCUUCAUCUACACUGGCAAAGCACCCAACCUGGACAAGAUGGCUGAUGACCUGCUCGCUGCUGCUGACAAGUAUGCUCUAGAGCGGCUGAAGGUGAUGUGUGAAGAUGCUUUGUGCACCAGUCUGUCUGUGGAAAACGCAGCAGAGAUUCUGAUCUUGGCCGAUCUGCACAGCGCUGACCAGCUGAAGACACAGGCUGUCGACUUCAUCAACUACCAUGCGUCCGAUGUGAUGGAGACCUCAGGGUGGAAGUCAAUGGUGGCGUCCCAUCCUCACCUGGUUGCUGAGGCGUAUCGUUCUCUGGCCUCCGCCCAGUGCCCUUUCCUGGGCCCUCCUCGCAAACGCCUCAAACAAUCUUAGUGCUGUCCCUUACCAUUACCUAACCCGCACACUACACACACUCACACAACUGCCUACAAAAGGGCUGGGGAAGCGCUAUUUUAGAUUUACAUCCUCUCUCCCCCCCCACCAAGCUCUGUCCCUUUAGAUGCCUAAACCAGCUCUUGACCUGCCCCUCCUUUCACGUUAUCCAGACAGACCCCUCCAGCACAGAGGACCCUCUUUGUUGCUGCCCUACCAUCGGGUUUCUCAGUGUUGGGGAGAGUGGAGACUGCCACAGGUUGAACCCUGCCCAAAAACGUGGCCAAUCUCUGCACUAGUCCGGCCAUCUAUCCCAGAGUUUCUGUGAUUCUGUUGGACCAAGGAUUCUUGAGCGUGGGCGGAUGGAUCAAGGUUGAGCUUUUGGUUGGUUGGAUUAAGGCUGGACUGUUUACAUUACUCUUUCCACUGGCACUACUGUGUGCUCUCCUUCACUGUGUGAACCGGUUCUCCAUCUCCGCUUCAUCCCUCCUUUAAAACUGUGAUCGGCCGAUAGACAUUCCCCUUUACAGUCAUGGAUGGAGGGAUUUUUCUCUGAAAAGGAAUAGAGGACAAACUCUGUUAUUGUUGAACUCGUCAAUAGGUAGCAUGUGUCUUCGUAAUGACGACAUCAGCGUUCAGUAGAUUCCUGUGUGAUUUUAUGAAUCCUGUGUGACAACAAACAGCUUUGUCCAGAACUGUCCACUGUUUCGUGAGAAAUGUAAACAGAGAACUUGCCAUGAACUUUGACUUAUGACCCACAAGCUAACCUGGCUUCCAAAUGGAGUAGUUCAGAUGGUCUUGGUUUGGUCUCAUUUUACUGGGCGAAUAAAUUGACAAAUCCAAUGAGGAGUGUAAAAAUGGGGAAAUGCUUAUUGAUUUUUUUUUUAUUUGUAUUUUUCCUUGUGAUGUUCAUUUGGGAUUUUUCCUCCUUGUAGCACUUGUGUAUUUGAAUCCAGGCUUUCUGUAUG
Messenger RNA from Sinocyclocheilus anshuiensis, 2015 nucleotides. RefSeq names its product speckle-type POZ protein-like. The record is from RefSeq and is a predicted model, not a curated record. Gene Ontology annotation, molecular function: protein binding. The transcript is spliced from 8 exons. The coding region runs from base 25 to 1047 and encodes 340 amino acids. NCBI's taxonomy places the organism in Eukaryota, Metazoa, Chordata, Actinopteri, Cypriniformes, Cyprinidae.